Plectropomus leopardus (leopard coralgrouper) is the source of this 1805-nucleotide messenger RNA. RefSeq names its product solute carrier family 50 member 1 (gene slc50a1). NCBI's taxonomy places the organism in Eukaryota, Metazoa, Chordata, Actinopteri, Perciformes, Serranidae. Gene Ontology annotation, biological process: carbohydrate transport. Gene Ontology annotation, cellular component: membrane. Gene Ontology annotation, molecular function: sugar transmembrane transporter activity. The record is from RefSeq and is a predicted model, not a curated record.
ACACGGAAAUACAGUGAGAUAGAGAAAACGGCCGCGUAGUUUUAUCCCGUCUGUAAUUGCGUGCAGUUUGCGCGUCAGUGAUAAAAAGCAGACAGUGCAUUCAAACACAAAAGCAGGAAGUGUGUUAUUUUAUUCUGCUCUUGUUCUAUGGAUUUGCUGCAGCUUCUGUCAUGGGCCUGCAUCGUGUUCACCGUCGGGAUGUUCUCGACUGGACUGACCGACCUGAAGAAAAUGAGAGAAUCCAAAAGUGCUGACAAUAUCCAGUUUCUCCCUUUCCUUACCACAUGUCUUAAUAACCUGGGCUGGUUGUAUUAUGGGAUUCUGAAGAAAGAUCAGACGAUCAUCCUGGUCAACGUUAUCGGAGCUCUUCUCCAGAUCCUCUACAUCAUUGUGUACCUCCACUACACGAAACAAAAGAGGCUGGUGAUGUCCCAGAUCCUCGCAGCAGGGGCGGUGCUGACCUGCGGAUGGUUUUACUUCACCAAGUUUCUUCCCGAGGGAGAAACCCGGCUCAGCCAGCUCGGCCUCACCUGCAGCGUGGUCACCGUCAGCAUGUACAUGUCCCCGCUCAUCGACCUGGUGGAGAUAGUGCGCAGUGGAAACGUGCAGUGCUUGUCCUUCCCUCUGACUGUAGCCACCUUCUUCACUUCCACCUCCUGGGUCCUUUACGGCCUCCAGCUGGACGAUUACUAUAUUGUGGUUCCGAACACGCCUGGCAUCUUCACCAGCCUCAUCAGAUUUUAUCUGUUUCAGAGAUUCGCUUCCACCAGUCAAAGCUCACCUUCCUAUAAGUCUCUGCAGAUGUGAGGACAUGAGGGACGGGCAGUUAUGAAAAGAGGUGACACAUCUGUUGACACGUUGAGGGCUGCAGCCAAUAUCUCCCAUCACUGUAUUUCUAAUCAUACAGAGAGAUAGUGGAGAGAAACUGUCAGCGCGCAACACCGCUGAUGACAUGGAGAUAAUGUCUUUUGUUUGUUGUCAUUUCGGGAACGUAUAUCAGUUAACUCAGUUUUUUUUUUUUUUAAGUCUUUGAUUCAACAGUUUUUUGUCCGCAGCUUUUUGUUAAACCUGUGUCUCCUCUCUGUGUCCUUUAAGUGCCUUCUGCUAGAUCCUGUUUACUGUGAAAGAUUAAUGGCAUUCAGUGAUCUACCAACAUGUCAGGAGACUUCAGUCUCUCCACAGUCCAGUGAUGUGGACUGAAUCGUCCUCACCUCAAACUAGCCAAAGAUUUUAUGUAAGUUGUAACUUACUGGCUGCUAUUUUAAUAUCACAUAUAGUUACUCUCUUCCCUGAUACUCAUGUAUGGAGUAAUGUAGUAUAUUGUUUCAUAUUUUUCCCUGGUGAGACAAUGUUAAUUAAAUAUUCCUUUUCGAAUUGGUACUGAUGCUUCUGCAUUGCCGUGCAGGCUAAAUAUCGAGUCAUAUCUGUGGCAGUGAGGUAUGUUUACUAUAUAUUUUACGUCUUUUUGAUACAGAAUAUGUAUGUUUGCUUAUGUCCAAGAUGAGAUAUUGUCUACUUAUAUUGUUAUUGCUAUUUUUGUAUUUGUUAUUUAGUAUUUGUUUAUGAGAUAAAAUAAGAUAAAAGAAAAAAUUAACACCAUAGGGUUUAUUUACAAGAACGAAUGAUGUUUAUAUUUCUGGUGCCUGGUCGUCAUGGAUAAUAGAGUCUCGCUUGUCUCCUCAUUAUUAUUUGUAAUAAGGACAUGUUUUAUGCAAAUGAAACAGCUGAGUUUCAGUGAUGAGUCACUCACUUCUAAAGGAUGUAAGAUCAUUAAAUUAAAAAAAAACAACACUACAUUUAUUUUA